This is a messenger RNA of Torulaspora globosa, 5646 nucleotides long. RefSeq names its product 1,3-beta-D-glucan synthase (gene FKS1). The transcript has a single exon. Gene Ontology annotation, molecular function: 1,3-beta-D-glucan synthase activity. The record is from RefSeq and is a predicted model, not a curated record. The coding region runs from base 1 to 5646 and encodes 1881 amino acids. Gene Ontology annotation, cellular component: plasma membrane; 1,3-beta-D-glucan synthase complex. Lineage: Eukaryota; Fungi; Ascomycota; Saccharomycetes; Saccharomycetales; Saccharomycetaceae. Gene Ontology annotation, biological process: (1->3)-beta-D-glucan biosynthetic process; fungal-type cell wall polysaccharide biosynthetic process.
AUGUCCUACAACGGUCAUCCCAACGAUAACCAGCCUCCAUACCGAGACCAGAACACCGCUGGGUAUGAUGGUCAGGAUCAGGCGUACGACCAGUACGGUCAACCUGUUUAUCCCGCUAAUGAUGCAUAUUAUGAUCCCAACAUGUCAGGUGACGCAUACGGUAAUCAACAUAUGAUGGGUGGUGACCCAUACGACGCCGACCAGGCGGAUUACGCUGGAGCAGACGGGUUCUACAACCAGCCUCGUGGACCGGGCCAGAAUCCCGAGAAUUUUUCCGAUUUCAGUAGCUACGGUCCUCCCGGCACACCGGGCUACGACAGCUACGCGGGCAAUGGCCAGUACACUCCGUCACAGAUGAGUUAUGGGGAGCCGGGAUCGUCUGGCGCUUCGACGCCGAUUUACGGCGGCGAGGGUUACGAUCCAGCAGCCAUCGCCAUGGCCUUGCCCAAUGACCCAUAUCCUGCCUGGACUGCAGACAACCAGUCCCCGGUGACGAUUGAGCAGAUCGAAGAUAUCUUUAUCGAUUUGACGAACCGGUUCGGGUUCCAGAGAGACUCUAUGAGGAACAUGUUUGAUCAUUUCAUGACUUUACUGGACUCUCGAGCUUCGAGAAUGGCUCCUGAGCAGGCUCUAUUGUCUGUGCAUGCGGAUUACAUCGGAGGCGAUACGGCAAACUACAAGAAGUGGUAUUUUGCUGCUCAGUUAGACAUGGAUGACGCCGUUGGUUUCAGAAACAUGAGCCUGGGUAAGCUGUCGAGAAAGGCAAGAAAAGCAAAGAAAAAGAAUAAGAAGGCUAUCGAGGAGAGUAACGCCGAAGAUACAGAGGCUACUCUGAACCAAUUGGAAGGUGAUACCUCUCUCGAGGCGGCAGAUUUCAGAUGGAAGGCAAAGAUGAACCAAAUGUCUCCACUUGAGAAGGUUCGUCAAAUUGCCUUGUACUUGCUGUGCUGGGGUGAAGCAAACCAGGUCAGAUUCACUUCUGAGUGUCUCUGUUUCAUCUACAAAUGUGCCUUGGAUUAUUUGGAUUCUCCAAUGUGUCAGCAAAGAUCGGAACCUAUGCCCGAGGGUGAUUACUUAAACAGGGUCAUCUCUCCGCUUUACCGCUUCUUGAGAGACCAAGUUUAUGAAAUCGCCGACGGUCGUUUUGUGAAACGUGAAAGAGAUCAUAACAAGGUUAUCGGUUACGACGAUGUUAACCAGCUUUUCUGGUACCCUGAAGGUAUCGCCAAGAUCGUCUUUGAAGACGGUACGAGGUUAAUUGACUUGAAUGUUGAGGAGCGUUACCUGAGAUUGGGUGACGUUCUCUGGAGUGAUGUUUUCUUCAAGACUUUCAAAGAAACUCGUUCCUGGUUACACCUGGUUACUAACUUCAACCGUAUUUGGGUCAUCCAUGCUUCCAUCUACUGGAUGUAUGUGGCUUAUAACGCUCCUACUCUUUAUACACAUGACUAUCAACAAUUGGUGAACAAUCAACCGGUGCCCGCUUACAGAUGGGCCUCAGCUGCUCUGGGCGGUUCUUUGGCCAGUUUGAUUCAACUUUUCGCUACGAUUUGUGAGUGGUCUUUUGUUCCAAGGAAAUGGGCAGGUGCACAGCAUCUUUCUCGUCGUUUUUGGUUCUUAUGUGCCAUCUUUGGAAUUAACUUGGGUCCGAUUAUCUUCGUGUUUGCCUAUGAAAAAGAGACUGUUAACUCCGAGGCCGCUCAUGUCGUGGCAGCAGUUAUGUUCUUCGUGGCUGUAGCCACUGUCCUCUUUUUUGCCAUUAUGCCUCUAGGUGGUUUGUUCACUUCCUAUAUGAAGAAAUCUACUAGACGUUAUGUUGCUUCUCAAACUUUCACCGCAUCGUUCGCUCCAUUGACUGGUAUCGAUAUGUGGCUAUCCUAUUUGGUUUGGACUACAGUGUUUGCUGCUAAGUUCUCUGAAUCUUACUUCUUCUUGAUUCUGUCUUUGAGAGAUCCAAUCAGAAUUCUAUCCACUAUGACAAUGAGAUGUACUGGAGAAUAUUGGUGGGGAGCGAAGCUUUGUAGGCAACAACCAAAGAUCGUUCUAGGUUUAAUGAUCGCAACCGAUUUUAUCCUGUUCUUCUUGGAUACUUAUCUGUGGUAUAUCAUUAUCAACACAAUAUUCUCCGUCGGUAAAUCCUUCUGGUUGGGUAUUUCCAUUCUGACUCCGUGGAGAAAUAUCUUCACUAGAUUACCAAAGAGAAUUUACUCUAAGAUCUUGGCCACUACCGAUAUGGAGAUCAAGUACAAGCCUAAGGUUUUGAUCUCUCAAGUUUGGAACGCCAUUGUUAUUUCCAUGUACAGAGAACAUCUGUUAGCUAUUGACCAUGUCCAAAAACUGCUUUAUCAUCAAGUUCCAUCAGAGAUUGAGGGAAAGAGAACUCUAAGAGCCCCUACCUUCUUUGUCUCUCAAGAUGAUAACAAUUUUGACACAGAGUUUUUCCCAAGAGAUUCCGAAGCUGAGCGCCGUAUCUCUUUCUUCGCCCAAUCCUUAUCCACACCAAUUCCUGAACCUUUGCCAGUUGAUAACAUGCCAACAUUCACCGUUUUGACUCCUCAUUACGCUGAAAGAAUUCUUCUUUCCUUGAGAGAAAUUAUUCGUGAAGACGACCAAUUCUCAAGAGUCACUCUGCUGGAAUAUCUAAAACAAUUACAUCCUGUUGAAUGGGAAUGUUUCGUCAAGGAUACCAAAAUCUUAGCCGAGGAAACCGCGGCAUAUGAAGGUGGUGAAGAUCCAGAGGGUAAAGAAGACGCUUUGAAGUCUCAAAUCGACGAUUUGCCCUUUUACUGUAUCGGUUUCAAAUCUGCUGCACCUGAAUACACACUACGUACCCGUAUCUGGGCAUCUUUAAGAUCACAGACAUUAUAUCGUACUGUUUCUGGGUUUAUGAACUACUCGAGAGCUAUUAAGCUUUUGUACCGUGUUGAGAAUCCGGAAAUCGUGCAAAUGUUUGGCGGAAAUGCGGAAGGUCUGGAAAGAGAACUGGAAAAGAUGGCUAGAAGAAAGUUCAAAUUUUUGGUUUCCAUGCAAAGAUUGGCUAAGUUCAAACCACAUGAAUUGGAGAAUGCUGAAUUUCUACUAAGAGCAUACCCAGACUUACAGAUUGCUUACUUGGAUGAAGAGCCUCCACUAAACGAGGGUGAGGAGCCAAGAAUCUACUCUGCUUUGAUUGAUGGCCACUGUGAAAUCCUGGAAAAUGGACGUAGACGUCCAAAGUUCAGAGUCCAGUUAUCUGGCAACCCAAUUCUUGGUGACGGUAAAUCUGACAAUCAAAAUCAUGCGUUGAUCUUUUACAGAGGUGAAUAUAUUCAGUUGAUUGAUGCCAAUCAGGAUAACUAUCUGGAAGAAUGUUUGAAGAUUAGAUCUGUUUUAGCCGAGUUUGAAGAACUGAACGUGGAGCAAAUCAAUCCAUAUGCGCCAGGUUUGAGAUACGAAGAACAGGCCACUAAUCAUCCAGUGGCCAUCGUGGGUGCCAGAGAAUACAUUUUUUCUGAAAAUUCUGGUGUUCUUGGUGAUGUGGCAGCCGGUAAGGAGCAAACUUUCGGUACCUUGUUCGCUCGUACUCUGGCGCAAAUUGGUGGUAAAUUGCAUUAUGGUCAUCCAGAUUUCGUCAAUGCAACUUUUAUGACGACAAGAGGUGGUGUUUCCAAGGCGCAAAAAGGUUUGCAUUUGAACGAAGAUAUUUACGCCGGUAUGAAUGCCAUGUUACGUGGUGGUCGUAUUAAGCACUGUGAAUAUUACCAGUGUGGUAAAGGUAGAGAUUUGGGUUUCGGUACAAUUUUGAAUUUCACAACUAAAAUUGGUGCGGGUAUGGGUGAGCAAAUGUUAUCCCGUGAGUACUAUUAUCUAGGUACCCAAUUGCCUAUUGACCGUUUUCUUUCGUUUUAUUACGCACAUCCUGGUUUCCAUCUGAACAACUUGUUCAUUCAACUAUCACUGCAAUUGUUCAUGUUGACCUUGGUUAACAUGAAUUCAUUGGCUCAUGAGUCCAUUAUCUGUAUCUAUAAUAGGUACACGCCAAUCACUGAUGUUAUGUACCCAAUUGGCUGUUACAAUCUUUCUCCUGUGAUUGAUUGGGUCAGACGUUACACUCUUUCCAUCUUUAUCGUCUUUUUCAUUGCUUUUAUUCCUAUUGUCGUUCAAGAGUUGAUAGAGCGUGGUUUAUGGAAAGCCACGCAAAGAUUCUUCCGCCACAUUCUGUCUUUGUCUCCUAUGUUCGAAGUGUUUGCUGGUCAAAUUUAUUCUGCCGCUUUGUUGAGCGAUAUGAGUGUUGGUGGAGCACGUUAUAUUUCAACCGGUCGUGGUUUUGCAACUGCUCGUAUUCCGUUCUCAAUUCUUUACUCAAGAUUUGCUGGCUCUGCGAUUUAUAUGGGGUCUAGAUCAAUGCUGAUGUUACUGUUCAGUACUAUUGCUCACUGGCAAGCUCCAUUGCUGUGGUUCUGGGCCUCGCUAUCGUCUCUGAUGUUUUCUCCAUUCCUCUUCAAUCCUCAUCAAUUUUCAUGGCAGGACUUUUUCCUAGAUUAUAGAGACUACGUUCGUUGGUUAUCCAGAGGAAAUAAUAAAUAUCACAGAAACUCCUGGAUUGGUUAUGUCAGAAUGUCUAGAUCCCGUGUCACUGGGUUCAAACGUAAGCUGGUCGGUGAUGAAUCCGAGAAAGCUGCUGGUGACGCCGCUAGAGCUCACAGAACAAAUCUGAUUUUCUCUGAAAUUUUCCCAUGCGCCGUCUAUGCUGCAGGCUGCUUCGUUGCGUUCACUUUUAUGAACGCUCAAACAGGUGUCAAAACGACUGAUGAUGACAGAGUUAACUCUACUCUGCGUAUCAUCAUCUGUACGUUGGCCCCAAUAGUGAUCGAUUUAGGUGUUCUGUUUUUCUGCAUGGGUAUGUCCUGCUGUUCUGGUCCAUUAUUUGGUAUGUGCUGCAAGAGGACUGGUUCUGUCAUGGCAGGCAUUGCCCAUGGUGUAGCCGUCGUUGUUCAUAUUGUAUUUUUCAUUGUGAUGUGGGUCUUGGAAGGUUUCCAUUUCGCUAGAAUGUUGUUGGGUGUCAUUACUUGUAUUCAAUGUCAGAGAUUGAUUUUCCAAUUCAUUACUGUCUUCUUGCUGACCCGAGAAUUCAAGAACGAUCAUUCAAAUACCGCCUUCUGGACAGGCAAAUGGUACGGUGCCGGUUUGGGUUACAUGGCAUGGACUCAACCAAGCAGAGAACUUGCCGCAAAGGUCGUCGAGCUAUCGGAGUUCGCUGCUGAUUUUGUUUUAGGCCACAUCCUCUUGUUCUGCCAAUUCCCGCUACUUUGUAUCCCUGGUAUUGACAAGUUUCAUUCUAUUAUGUUGUUCUGGUUAAAGCCUUCCCGUCAAAUCCGUCCCCCAAUCUAUUCCUUGAAACAAACAAGACUGCGGAAGCGUAUGGUGAGAAAGUACAGCUCGCUAUAUUUUGUCAUUCUACUCAUAUUCGCUGCUUGUAUUGUUGGGCCAGCUGUCGCCUCCAGUAAGGUUCCAUCUAACAUUGGUUCCAGUUUGACUGGUACGUUCAAGAAUUUGGUUCAGCCAAGAAACAAGUCGAAUAAUGAUACAGGCUUCCAAAUGUCGACAUACGUAAGCCAUUAUUACACACACACUCCUUCAAUGAAGACCUGGUCAACGAUCAAAUGA